Nestor notabilis (Kea) is the source of this 2567-nucleotide messenger RNA. RefSeq names its product ATPase family, AAA domain containing 2B (gene ATAD2B). Gene Ontology annotation, cellular component: nucleus. The transcript is spliced from 13 exons. The annotation marks the transcript as partial. The record is from RefSeq and is a predicted model, not a curated record. Lineage: Eukaryota; Metazoa; Chordata; Aves; Psittaciformes; Psittacidae. Gene Ontology annotation, biological process: positive regulation of transcription by RNA polymerase II. Gene Ontology annotation, molecular function: histone binding; ATP hydrolysis activity; chromatin binding.
GGUACUGUGGAGCUGACAUAAAAGCACUUUGCACUGAGGCUGCCUUGAUUGCCCUGAGACGGCGCUAUCCCCAGAUUUAUGUGAGCAGUCAGAAACUGCAGCUUGAUGUUUCUUCAGUAGUUCUCAGUGCGCAGGAUUUUUAUCAUGCAAUGCAGAAUAUUGUGCCUGCUUCCCAACGUGCCGUGACAUCUUCAGGACAUGCAUUAUCUCCUGUGAUCAGACCACUGUUGGAACGUACUUUCACUAACCUUCUUGAGGUUUUACACAAAGUGUUCCCUCAUGCUGAAUUUAGCCAGGGUGACAAAAGUGAAGAUGUACCAAGUUUAAUAUUAGAUGAUAGUGAAGAUGAGAAUGCUUCAUCGAUUUUUGAGACAAGCUGUCACUCAGGAUCACCAAAGAAACAGUCAUCAGCUGCUAUACAUAAACCCUACCUUCAUUUUACAAUGUCAGCUUAUCACCAGCCAACCUCUUACAGACCAAGAUUACUGCUAUCUGGAGAGAGAGGUUCGGGUCAGACUUCGCACCUUGCUCCAGCACUAUUGCACACUCUUGAAAAAUUCUCUGUACACAGGCUAGAUCUGCCAGCACUUUAUUCAGUCAGUGCCAAAACGCCUGAAGAAUCAUGUGCACAGAUCUUCCGUGAAGCUCGAAGAACAGUACCAAGUAUUGUUUACAUGCCUCAUAUUGGUGAUUGGUGGGAAGCUGUCAGUGAAACUGUGAGAGCUACUUUUCUAACUUUGCUGCAAGAUAUACCAUCUUUCUCCCCUAUAUUUCUACUGUCUACCUCUGAGUCCAUGUAUAGUGAUUUGCCUGAAGAGGUGAAAUGUAUUUUCAGAAUCCAGUAUGAAGAGGUUUUCUAUAUUCAAAAACCAAGUGAAGAAGACAGAUUGCGAUUUUUCAAAGGCUUAAUUCUUGAUGAGGCAGCAAUGCCCCCACCAAGAAGGAAACAGGCUGCUCUUCAUGCUCUGGAAGUUCUUCCUCUUGCACUGCCAUGCCCUGCCCGUGAGCUGUCAGAAGCAGAAAAACAGCGAAUGGAGGACCAGGAAGAGAACACAUUGAGAGAGCUGCGGUUGUUUCUCAGGGAUGUUACCAAGAGGCUGGCCACAGACAAACGCUUUAACAUCUUCAGCAAACCGGUGGAUAUUGAAGAGGUUUCAGAUUACCUUGAGGUUAUCAAAGAGCCAAUGGACCUAUCAACAGUAAUAACCAAAAUUGAUAAACACAACUACUUAACAGCCAAGGAUUUCCUGACAGAUAUUGACCUGAUCUGCAGCAAUGCAUUGGAGUACAAUCCAGACAAAGAUCCUGGAGAUAAAAUAAUUAGACAUAGAGCAUGUACUUUGAAGGACACUGCUCAUGCUAUCAUUGCUGCUGAACUGGAUCCAGAAUUUAAUAAGAUGUGUGAAGAAAUCAAGGAAGCGAGAAGAAAAAGAGGCUUAUCGGUAACAGCAGAACAAAUAAAUCCUCAUGGAUCCACUGUACGGAAAACAGAAGCUAGAGUUGAAGAGGCAUUUCGGAACAAACAAAAACCCACAAUGGCUGUGUGGCCCAACUCUGCGAAUAAAUGUGCAUUUCGAAUAAGGAGGAAAUCAAGACGGCGCUCACAGUGGGGCAAAGGCAUUAUUAAGAAGAGGAAAGUCAAUAACUUAAAGAAAGAUGAAGAUGAUGCAAAGUUUGCUGAUGAUGAAAAUCAUGGAGAGGAUAGUAAAUUGCUGGAAAAUGGAGAGCUAGAGAUCAGCACUGACUGCAUUGAGGAGAAUGGGGAGGAAAUAGGAGAUCUCUCUAUAACAAAUGAUGAAUCCUCUUGUGAUAUUAUGGAUAUAGAUGCAGAGCAGAGGCUUAACAAUGGGACAUCAGGAAAGGAAAACAAUUUUGCAUCCACAGAAGAAGAGAGCUCAAAUGAAUCUCUCUUAAUAACCGACAGUGUUACUCUGAAUGCUGAAAAGGAAUUAAGGAAGGGCUCUACAUCGAAAGGGGACUGUGUGAAUGGAGAGACAUCUGUACACAGAUCAGAAGGUAUACCUAUUCCAGUAUGUCAUAACGGUAAAAUGGAAUCAAUUGAUGCUGUUUCACCCUGUGACAACAACGAUGGGUCUAUUAACAAACAAAAAUCUUUGUCUGAAGAUCAGCCAAAGGAGCAAACGGAAGUUUCCAGUGAAAAUCGAGGAGCUGAUCUAGUGAAAGCCGAAUUACCACAUUGCAGCAAUAAUGACAGAACACUACAGAGCACAGACACUGAAACUAAGGAUGCUGAAACAGAUAAAGAAGGUAUAUUCAAAAGCAAGAAAACACGAAAAGUCGCUUUGGAACAGGCAAAGCCCACAAGUUUGGAGCAGGUUCCAGAGGAACCAUCGGAUCCCUUACCCUGUGUAGUUGUUGACCAUGACAGACUAAAGAAACUGCUUGAUUUGGUGGUUAAGAAAAGUGACAACCUGACUGUUGACCAGCUUGAGAGAUUGUAUUCACUCCUCAGUCAGUGCAUCUACAGACAUCGUAGAGACUAUGACAAAUCACAACUUAUAGAGGAAAUGGAAAGAACAGUUCAUGUGUUUGAAACAUUCCUGUGA